This is a messenger RNA of Cutaneotrichosporon cavernicola, 660 nucleotides long. RefSeq lists its product as uncharacterized. Bases 1 to 660 code for a protein of 219 amino acids. The transcript has 4 exons. The record is from RefSeq and is a predicted model, not a curated record. Lineage: Eukaryota; Fungi; Basidiomycota; Tremellomycetes; Trichosporonales; Trichosporonaceae.
AUGUCCAUGUCCAUAAUCUCCUUAGACGCCGUCAAGGACCAUCUGCCCAACGACGCACCCGCAGAGUACCUGAAGCCCAUGUCGGCUGAGGGCUACACUCCCUCGCACACUGGCUUCCACGUCGUCUUUUCGUCCGCCGCCAACGGCAGUGAGAGCUUCAGCUCCAAGCUGGUUGCUGACCGGGCCUUUGCUCCCGGAGAGCGCCUCGCCCUACUGGACAACAAGUCUCUCGCGCCAGUCAAAGCCUACUCGUCCGUCCAGUUCGGUAACGGACCUGACGACCACCUCGAACUCAACUCGGAUAUUCUUUUCAAGAUGUACCUGUACCCCGGGGCGCCGGGGCGGUGGGAAGUCGUAGCUGGUCCGCGUGGUCUGAGCGCCGGACAGGACAUUACGUUCUUCUACCCCUCGACCGAGUGGGAUAUGGCGCAGGGCUUUGACUGCUCGUGUGGAGCCAAGACAUGCCUCGGACAUGUCUACGGUGCCGCCCACCUGACGCUCGAGGAACUCGAGGCCCGCGGUCUCGUCAACGAGCACAUCCGCGCCGCCAAGGCCGCACAGGCAGCGACCAUCCGCGCCAACAAGGCCAAGGCCGCGAGUGUCGCCAACGGUGUCAAUGGUGUGGUCAAUGUCAACGGCGCGGCGAACGGUGUGCACUAG